Molecule: messenger RNA, 2139 nt
Organism: Aspergillus candidus
Lineage: Eukaryota; Fungi; Ascomycota; Eurotiomycetes; Eurotiales; Aspergillaceae
Product: putative MFS transporter
Exons: 1
Coding region: 610-1542 (310 amino acids)
Biological process (GO): transmembrane transport
Cellular component (GO): membrane
Molecular function (GO): transmembrane transporter activity
Source: RefSeq, a predicted model, not a curated record
UGGUGAUUCUGGUUUAUCUGAUGAAUUAUAUUGAUCGGUAACCCCCCUCCCCCAUACUGCUUUCCCGUCUGUGGAGAGUCCUCAAGUUACCCCGUGCGGGGAGCGAGGAUGAAUGAGUGAAGAAUGAACCAAAGGCUGAAGAAGACGAUAGAAACAACUACGCGGCUGCAAAAGUGCAAGGUAUCAUGGGAGACCUCGGUCUCAACGACGCGGAGUACCAAACCGGGCUGUCGAUUCUGUUCGUAGCAUACAUCCUCAUGCAAGUCCCGUCGAACCUGCUGCUGAACUACAUGGGCAAGCCGUCUGUGUACCUUGGUUUUUUCACAACGGCAUGGGGGCUUGUGUCUACACUGACGAGCCAGGUGACUGGCUACGGGGGCAUCGUCGCAUGUCGGUUUAUUCUGGGUCUGGUGGAGGCGCCGUUUUUCGCGGGCGUGCUGUUUUACCUCUCCAAGUGGUAUACGAAGAGGGAGUUGGCGUUUCGGAUGAGUAUCUUUUAUUCGGGGUCGUUGUUGUCUGGUGGGUUGGCUCUGUUGUUGGUGUCUGGGCUGGGCUAACGGGUGUCUAGGUGCGUUUGGCAAUCUCAUCGCUGCGGGUAUUCUGUCAGGCAUGCAGGGGAAACGAGGCCUGUCGUCGUGGCAGUGGCUGUAUGUGAUCGAGGGCGCCAUCACCAUGUUUGUCGGCAUUGCGGUCGUCUUCCUGCUGCCUGACUUCCCCGACACAUGGCACAUGCUGACGCCCGAGAUGAAGCAUGUUGCUAACCGGCGGAUGGCCAUCGAGGCGGCAGAGGCGGAUAUCGACGAGGCGGGCAAGAUGAGUCAGGUUAGGGGGUUGAAACUGGCGUUCACGGAUAUCAAGACGUACGCGCUGGCUAUCGCGUACAUGUCCAUCACGGGCGCGAGUGGGUUCCAGAAUUACUUCCCAACAUUGACUGGCACACUCGGCUAUGACGAUACCAUCUCGCUGGUGCUGGUGGCGCCGCCGUACCUCUUCAUGGUCGUGUACAGCCUGACACACUCGUUCCUGUCGGACCGCGUGGGCAACCGCUUCUGGUUCUUCGUGUAUCCCAUCCCCAUCACCAUCGUGGGCUUUAUCAUUUUCAUGACGACUGAUGCAUUUGGGCCUCGCUAUUUUUCCUUCUUCCUGAUGAUGUUCGUGUUCGCGCAGAACGGCACCGUGUACUCGUGGAUUGCGAACGCCAUCCCUCGCCCGCCUGCCAAGCGCGCAGCGGCAUACGCCUUUAUCAAUUCAGUCGGCAACUCGGCUAGCAUCUGGACGCCGUACACGUAUCGCCAAAAGGACAACCCGCACUAUGUGACGGCGAUGGUCGUGUGCAUCGCGCUGCAGGUGCUCGGGUUCCUGAUGGCCGUGUUCAUGUAUUUCCACCUCCGGUCGCUGAACACGCGGCUGGAGCGGCUCGAGAACGCCGACGUGACCCUGACGGAGAAAGAGCUCCGGCGGUUACAGCAUACGGCCGAGGUGGAGGGCAUCGACAUCGCUGCCGCGCGACGCCUGCAGAAGGGAUUCCGGUACAUGACCUGAUGACGGUGGGGCGUGUACCGUAGUACUGGGCUGGGAUCCAAAGGAUCAGAAUCAAAUCUACUCCUGAGUCGAUGAACGGGUCUACGCUCUCUCACUCUGUAGUGCGGUAGACGGGUCAUGACAUCAGACCCACAUAGACACGACUCCACUGCGGCGCCCUGAUAACCGUCAUCAGUAGACCCACGCGCGUUCGUCGACCGCUUGCGGAUGGAUAAUCCGUAUUGUGGACUGCAUAAUGAGCAUAGUCGGCUGCUGACGAAGAUUUGGCCUGGCUCGACGUGUUCGUGACCCUGAAGUGCAGUUGUUGGCGACAUCGGUUUGCUGUGGAAUGCUUGCAUGCAGCUAGACCCGAUCGGGACCGACACGGUUGUGACCUGUCAAUCUGGGGAAGUUCAUCAUUCAUCCGUUCAUCUGCGAGGCAUUGAACGUGGUAGGUUGUGGAGGAGCUACGGAGGAGCUACGUCGUUAUGAGACGAAUGUCCAUCGUCGGUCGCUCAAUUGGAGCGUCUGAUCGUAAUCGCUGGGACAACGAUUUUAAGCCCUGGUUCAUAUGGCCUGGCUCAUAUGGACGACACCCCCUGGAUUGCUCUGCUUAAG